GAGGGCGCACCGGUGUCAGUUUGCUCCAGCCCUCUUCUGCAGCGGUCGCUUGUUGCUGGUUGCGCGCAGCGGCGCCUCAGAGCAGGGAUUUUUUUUUUGGGGAGGGGGAGUGGAAAUUCCGCCGUUUCGUGCUCCUCACGUCGCGACUCUUGUGUUCCUGACAGUUCAGCUGUGGGCAGCGAGACAGCGGGACUCAAACCACACGGAGUCCAGACCAGGGGGAGCUCCGAUUUUUUUCUCCGAUUUUUCUGCCGGCUAAACAGUGAUUUUCGUGUUGUGAUUUAAUUCAUUACCUUUCUUGGAAGCACCCGAACCUUUCCUGCUGGGUGUCAUUUAAAGAGAGAGCAAUCGGGAGCGCAGAGGUGCCACUUUUGCAGCAUUGGAUUUUUCCUCUCUUUUUUGGUUUUGUUUGCGUUUGGAUUAUUUUCUUCUAGGAGUGCCAAGUUGUUCCUUGUGAAACGCAGGAUGCUGGGGACUCUACAACCACCAGAGCUCUUACUCUGAGAGAAUCUGUUAUUUCCUCUCCCCCCUGGACGUGUCUUCUCUUCAGUGCUCUUUUUCCUCCUUUUUUUGUGGUUUAUCAUAUUAUCUGUGUGGUGCCAUAUAUUAAGGAUGCGGUGUGGAUUUCUAUUGUUCCUUUUCACCAAAAUCAUCUCGGUGUCUCCGUUUACUCAUCCUGAUAUAUGCGGGGGAAACAUAGUGAUCCACUCCGCAGACUACCUGACCUCCCCGGGUUACCCCACCGCCUACCCGCCCUCCCAGCUCUGCAUGUGGGUGAUAACCGCCCCUGAAGUCGGUCAGAAAAUCCUCAUCAACUUCAACCCGCAUUUUGAUCUGGAGGAUAGGGACUGCAAGUAUGACUAUCUGGAGGUCUACAACGGGGGAGAUGAGAAUUCGCCCAUGCUGGGGAAGUUUUGCGGGAAAAUUGCGCCCUCUCCCAUCAUCUCCAGCGGCGGCCAGCUCCUCAUCAAGUUCGUCUCCGACUAUGAAACCCACGGAGCCGGAUUCUCAGUUCGAUACGAGGUCCUCAAGACAGGCCCAGAAUGCUCCAGGAACUUCACUGCACCCAGCGGCGUCAUUGAGACGCCCGGUUUUCCCGAGAAGUACCCCAACAACCUGGACUGCACCUUUAUGAUAUUCGCCCCCAAGAUGGCGGAGAUUAUCGUGGAGUUCUACAGCUUCAGCAUGGAACCCGACUCCACGCCCCCGCCAGGCGCCGUCUGCCGAUACGACUGGCUGGAGAUCUGGGACGGCUUCCCUGCAGUGGGUCCUCACAUCGGCAGAUACUGCGGCCGCACGUCCCCGGGUCGGGUCAUCUCCCAUACGGGCAUCCUGUCCAUGACCAUCACCACUGACAACGCCAUCGCCAAGGAGGGCUUCACGGCCAACUACACCAUCCGAGAGAGGCCCGCCAGGCAUGAGGAAGAGGAUUUCGCCUGCAUGGAACCACUGGGCAUGGAGUCUGGGGAAAUUACUGCCGACCAGAUCAAGGCCUCAUCCCAGUACAACGCCAACUGGUCGCCAGAACGCUCCAGACUCAACUACCAUGAGAACGGCUGGACACCCUCAGACGACACCAACAGGGAAUGGAUCCAGGUGGAUUUGGGGUUUCUUAGAAUUGUCACAAGCAUCGGGACCCAGGGUGCGAUUUCUAAGGAGACUAAGAAGCAUUACUUCGUUGUUUCCUACAAAGUGGACCUGAGCACCAACGGAGAGGACUGGAUCACGGUGAAGGAGGGCUCAAAACAGAAGAUCUUCGAUGGGAACCACAAUCCAACAGAUGAAGUCCGGGCCUUCCUGCCCAAACCGACUCUGACCCGAUACAUUCGCAUCCGGCCUUUCACCUGGGAGCAGGGCAUCUGCAUGCGCUUUGAGAUCUACGGCUGCAGAAUAUCAGAUUACCCGUGCUCGUCUAUGCUGGGCAUGGUGUCGGGGCAGAUCGCCGACGGUCAGAUCAGCGCUUCGUCCUUCGCCGACCGCGGCUGGGUGGCCGAGAAUGUGCGCUUAUUGACGGGCCGGUCGGGAUGGACCGGGCAGCAGUACAAGCAGCCGUUCAAGAACGAGUGGCUACAGGUGGAUCUGGGUCAGGACAAGAUGCUGAGCGGUGUGGUGAUCCAGGGAGGAAAACACCGCGAACGCAAUGUUUACAUGAAGAGGUUUAAGGUUGGCCACAGCCUGGACGGCGACAGCUGGACGGUCAUUAAGGAGGAGAACACCACCAGGCCGAAGAUAUUUAUGGGGAAUCAGAACCAGGAAACGCCGGAGCUGAGAUUGCUCGGUCCGCUUGUGACCCGAUUCGUCCGGAUCUACCCGGAGAGAGCGACCCAGGAGGGUAUGGGUCUGCGUCUGGAGCUGCUGGGCUGCGAGCUGGAAGAGAUAACGACGACGGGUCCCCCCACCACGCUGCCAUCCUCCACGCUCCCCAUGACCACGUUUGGUGCGACCAUGUUUGGUGCGACCACGUUUGGUGCGACCACGGCGGCGCCGACCACAGUUCCCAACACGACGCCCAGUUCAGACUGCGAGGAUUGGCUGCAGGGCUGCAAUGAUGAUGUGGAGGUUAUCAACGAGUACGAUCAUUCUGGACGCUCCAUCACCACCAACCCCAGCGUUGGCAUUGAAGCUUACCUUUGGUUUGCCUGCGACUUUGAUUUCUCGUCGUUGUGCGGUUGGAACAAGGACUCCAGUUCAGGAGCCGAGUGGAUCGUCCAGAGCAGCGAGGCUCCGGCCGUCCACAGAGGACCGACCCUCGACCAUGCAGGCAAUCCAGGGAACUUCAUGUACAUGCAGCUGACAGAUGCAAUCACGGCAAGUAAAACUGGAGAUGACAAGAGCAUGGAGCAGAAGGUGGCCCGGCUGGCCAGCGUGCCCAUCACCACGCCGGACGCCGGCCUCUGCAUGUCCUUCUGGUACCACAUGGCAGGCGAGCACGUGGGGGCGCUCCACAUCAGCUACAGGCCCGAGGCCGGCGAGGGCCAGGUGCUGUGGACGAUGAGCGGCCAUCAGGGCAACAGAUGGAGGGAAGGCCGUGUUUUACUUCCACAAAGUAGACACCCGUACCAGGUGUUGGUGGAGGGAGUCGCAGAAAGACGCACCACAAGCCACAUAGCAGUGGACACCAUCCAAAUCAUGGACGGACUCGACAUUCAGGACUGCAGGGAUCCAGAGACUCAAACAUCUCCGUCCACUAAGAUCUUAAUGCUACCCAUAGACUCGCUCUCUCAGGAAACGGGUGAACUCGGCAGGCCGGGCAACAUGCUGAAGACCAUAGACCCCAUCCUCAUCACCAUCAUCGCCAUGUCAGCCCUGGGCGUCUUCCUGGGCGCCAUCUGCGGGGUCGUGCUGUACUGUGCCUGCUCGCAGGGCAGCAUGACCGACAGGAACUUAUCGGCCCUGGAGAACUAUAACUUUGAGCUGGUGGACGGUGUCAAGCUAAAAAAGGACAAGAUUAACGGACAGACAAACAACUACUCAGAGGCGUGAGCGCAGCGGUGGGGCGGAGCUGCGACGGCUCCCCCGGUGGACAUGUUACGAGCAGCCAAUCACGGGGCUGACGCCACCAAUGGGACGGCAGGGUUGGCUGACAGUGAGCCGAUUUGAUUUUUAUUUCUCAGGAGUGGUGGUGGACAGGACUCACCUGUAGGGGGGGGGGGGCGCUGUGUAUAAAGAACAUGUACAGCAAAAAAAAAAAAAAA
Fundulus heteroclitus (mummichog) is the source of this 3695-nucleotide messenger RNA. RefSeq names its product neuropilin-1a. Gene Ontology annotation, cellular component: membrane. Lineage: Eukaryota; Metazoa; Chordata; Actinopteri; Cyprinodontiformes; Fundulidae. Gene Ontology annotation, biological process: vascular endothelial growth factor signaling pathway; axon guidance; angiogenesis. The transcript is spliced from 18 exons. The coding region runs from base 613 to 3483 and encodes 956 amino acids. Gene Ontology annotation, molecular function: vascular endothelial growth factor receptor activity; semaphorin receptor activity. The record is from RefSeq and is a predicted model, not a curated record.